GCUAUCGCCUAAUUCUAGAGAACCACCAUGAGAGCUCAGAGAAACGCCGUCAUCGCUCGCAAGAAGCCUAAUGCGGAGAUGCUGAAGCAGAGAAAAGCCGAGAUGAAAUCUACGAAAAGCAAUAAAUCCAUGAAGAAAGAUCAGAAUGCACCAAAACGUCCAGCCACAGCUUUCUUCAUUUUCAUGGAGGAAUUCAGAAAGACGUUCAAGGAGAAGUUUCCUGAUGCAAAAGCUGGUCCAGCUGUUGGCAAAGCCGGCGGCGAGAAAUGGAAAUCAUUAUCUGAUGCUGAAAAAGCUCCUUACGCUGAAAAAGCUCUUAGUAGGAAGACAGAGUAUGUGAUAGCUCUCGAGGCAUACAAGAAAACCCUCAAUUGCUGUGCGGACGCUGAAGCUGCAAUGCCAACAGAGUCACAGAAAUCAACCUCUGAGGUCCAUGAUGAUGUAGAUCAGGAAGCUAGCUCUAGCUCUUAGGUUGCAGGACUUCAGUGUCCUUGGAGGAGGGGUAACAGAUCUCCAUAUAUUUUGUUUUAUAAAACUUGCAUGGUUAAGGACGAGAGCUUGCAAUAGCAUAUGGAGGAUGAAAUGCUUGACACUUGCAUAACUCUAGCAAUUUUAGGACAAAAGUUAGGAAUUUCCUUGGAUAUAUAUUUGUAUCCUACGUACUUCUGCUCUGGUGUGGUGCACUAAAGUCUCGUUUUUCUUGAGAUUAUCAUCUGGUUAACAAGUGUUGCAUGCUUUGAAUUCCGACUUAAAUUUCAUAUAUACAUUUGGAAAAAUUGGAGGAAACGUG
Messenger RNA from Momordica charantia (bitter melon), 790 nucleotides. RefSeq names its product high mobility group B protein 3-like. Lineage: Eukaryota; Viridiplantae; Streptophyta; Magnoliopsida; Cucurbitales; Cucurbitaceae. The record is from RefSeq and is a predicted model, not a curated record.